UGUUUACUUUUUAUUUGAAUUACAUCUUUUUCUGAGUAGAGUUUCAUGUUGAUUUGGAAGCUACAAAAAUCUAUCGAUCAAAUAACAGUACUUAUAUACAACAUUGUAUAAGACAAUGCGUUUCCGAGGUGACACAACUUCUACAAGCAAAAUCCACACAAGUGGAGAUGUGACCUGUAAGCGAGGCGUGGACGAGACAAAAUUAGCCGGGGAAGCGUCGGCUUGCAAGAAAAAGGAGAGAUGGGGAAAGAGGGCUAUUAUAUGGAGUUGGACAUGGAAGCUAUGUUUGCUGAAUAUCAUUUUGUUCUACACAAUCUUCCCAAUUCUUGUUUAUUUCAUCCCUGACUUUGCUUUCCAACUUAUUUUCCUCAAUUAUCUCAAGUGUCCUGUAUUCAGAGACUACCAUGCUCCUGAGGUAUAUGGAUUGAAAGGAGCAAGGAAUGUAUAUUUACCUUCUACCAAUGGAGUUCAGCUUGGAGUGUGGCAAAUUCUUCCAACUUCUGUAAGACCUGCCAGAGAAGAUGAUGAAAUAUCAGCAGAGUUCUUUGAUAAAGCAUUAAGAGACCAUAGACCAGUGAUUAUGUACUGCCAUGGCAUUUCAGGUUCAAGAGCAAAUCCACACCAAGUAGAAUUGUAUAAAUUAUUGAUAAGACUUGGAUUCCAUGUUGUUGCUGUAGACUACCGAGGAUAUGGAGAUUCAUCAAGUUAUACAACUCCGGAUGGUAUUCAUGAUGAUGUAAGAACAGUGUAUAGAUGGCUGAGAGAAAGGACAGGGGAUUCCCCUUUCUACAUCUGGGGACAUUCCAUUGGAGCCGGAAUAUCCACAGUAUUCACUUCAAAAAUAUGCAGAGAAGAGGGAUGUCCUACAGGUCUAGUCUUAGAAGCACCAUUCAACAACCUUCUAGAUGAGGUCAUGAGACAUCCAUUUGGAAUGCCAUGGAACAUUCUUCCAUACAGCAGAGGUUACUUUGAUCAAGCUUUUAAUUCUACAGCUCCAUACUUUCAGAGUGACGUUAACAUAGAGCAUGUGACAUGUCCUAUUCUUAUUCUCCAUGCUGAAGAUGACUGGAUUGUACCACAUGACCUAGGAAGGAAGCUUUAUGACAUAGCUGUUGAAAGAAGACCAGCCUCAGCCGAUCCAAUCCAAAUGGUUUCAUUUCAUAGUGAAGAGGGCUGUGGACAUAAAAACAUUGCUUAUUCAUCGAAGCUACCAUCUAUUUUGAGUGAUUUCAUCAAAUGAGGAACCAGAGGUUGUCAAUGAAACCCAGUAGCUUCCAAGCCAUAUGUGUGUGCAGCUGUUUUUUUAAUAUUCUUUGUGGUGCUUCAACUUUUAAAUAUGUGAUUUUAGUUUCUGACUAUUACCUCCUACGGUGUAGAUAAGAUAUCUAAGUACCUCUUGUUGCCAUGUCACCUCAUGUAAACAGGGUUGAUUUCAUUCAUUAACAUCGGUCUGAUGUAGACAACCAAACACUCUUGGUAUUCAGCUCCAUAACAUAAAGAUUGCUGUGGGGUUGAUUUCAAUAUUGAUUUCAUUGAUUAUUGUGUAUGAAUGAUCAAUAAUAAAAUCUCUCCCAUAACAAUUCACUAAGCUUUAUGUUAUGAGGACCCAGAUAAAAGUAGAUAUGCUUAGUAGACUUGUUAAGAGGUUGUACGCUGCAUUUUUUAGUACAAAUGUCCCACUUGGCACAAAUGUUCUUUGAGUCAAAAUAAAAAGAUUUAUCCAAAGAGACACGCUGUAUCUAUGCAAAUAAGCAAGUAAUUUGCAUAAAUUUGCAUAUUAUGUCGAUAUAGUAAAAACAAGUAUUUCAGAAUAUAUAUUUAACCAGAACUGCCCUAAAAUUGGAAAUAAAGAGUUAGGGUAAGAAAGGGAAGAAAAUUGUCAUAAAAUAAUUGGGAUAUCCUUGUUUAUUAUUACCUAAUUUACAUUAAUUAUGCAAAUUAUAAUUUAAAACAGAGUAUUUUUCCAUGAAUCCUGAAUUGUUUUAUAAAUAACAGCAAUUAAUACACAAUGUCAACAUUCUACAUGAAAGAGAAUAUAUUAGCGAAAACAUCUAUAUGCUUCAUGACAGUAUUAGUGUCUUAAUUUGCUUAGAAAGAGGGCAAAUAUGUCAAAAUGUAUGACGUGAUAUUGCGCUAAAACGAGACCAAAACAAGCUCUAUGUCACAGUCACACUCACGA
Molecule: messenger RNA, 2179 nt
Organism: Lytechinus pictus (painted urchin)
Lineage: Eukaryota; Metazoa; Echinodermata; Echinoidea; Temnopleuroida; Toxopneustidae
Product: lysophosphatidylserine lipase ABHD12-like
Exons: 12
Coding region: 116-1240 (374 amino acids)
Biological process (GO): monoacylglycerol catabolic process; phosphatidylserine catabolic process
Cellular component (GO): endoplasmic reticulum membrane
Molecular function (GO): phosphatidylcholine lysophospholipase A1 activity; monoacylglycerol lipase activity
Source: RefSeq, a predicted model, not a curated record